This is a messenger RNA of Coffea arabica (coffee), 417 nucleotides long. Its product is annotated as eukaryotic translation initiation factor 1A-like. Gene Ontology annotation, biological process: translational initiation. Gene Ontology annotation, molecular function: translation initiation factor activity; RNA binding. The record is from RefSeq and is a predicted model, not a curated record. NCBI's taxonomy places the organism in Eukaryota, Viridiplantae, Streptophyta, Magnoliopsida, Gentianales, Rubiaceae.
AUGCCGAAGAACAAAGGUAAAGGUGGAAAAAAUAGGAAGAAUGGGAAGAACGAAGGCGAGGAUGACGAGAAGAGAGAGUUGGUCCUCAAAGAAGAAGGUCAAGAAUAUGCCCAGGUGAAACAGAUGCUGCGCAAUGGGUGGUGCGAAGCCAUGUGCAUUGACGGGACUAAGCGGCUUUGUCACAUCCGGGGAAAGAUGCAGAAGAAGGUUUGGAUUGCUACCGGAGACAUUGUCCUCGUUGGCCUUCGCGAGUACCAGGACGACAAGGCUGACGUGAUCCACAAGUACAUGGCGGAUGAGGCCAGGAGCUUGCAGAAAUUAGGGCAGUUGCCUGCAGGUAUUGUGAAGGAUGAUCUUGUUUGUUGUGCUUGCCAUGGUUGUCUCGAUUUCGAUGAUGAGGACUUUGAUGGAAUCUAG